Messenger RNA from Pseudomyrmex gracilis, 3051 nucleotides. Its product is annotated as UPF0568 protein C14orf166 homolog. Bases 214 to 975 code for a protein of 253 amino acids. Gene Ontology annotation, biological process: tRNA splicing, via endonucleolytic cleavage and ligation. Gene Ontology annotation, cellular component: tRNA-splicing ligase complex. Gene Ontology annotation, molecular function: RNA binding. NCBI's taxonomy places the organism in Eukaryota, Metazoa, Arthropoda, Insecta, Hymenoptera, Formicidae. The record is from RefSeq and is a predicted model, not a curated record. The transcript has 4 exons.
CGCGCUUUAACCGUCAGUCUGUCUUUAUUGUUGUUUAAAUAUAGAACAAAGAUAGACUGAGGCUCAAAGCGCGUAAGCGUCCAAAGCGAACGCACAUUAUGUAAUCUGAGUGUUAUAAGCUUCGCAACUAGAAUUCCAACUUCAUUUUCUAAAUCGCGUAAAAAAUCAUUAUUUUCUUAAAAUAGUGUCUUGAUUUUCUUGUGAAUAAUUACUAUGUUUGAAAGAAAGUUAAAAGCUCUGGGUUACAUGGAUUGGGAUAAAGUUAACGGAAAUAAUACUCAACAUUUUAGAAAAGUGAUUGCAUGGUUAGAAGAUCAAAAAAUACGUCACUAUAAAAUAGAAGAUCGUAAGAGCUUAAGAGAUAUUAAUUCUUCAGAAUGGCCAAAAGCUUUUGAAAAAUAUUGUAAUGAUGUCAACUGUCCAAUAACUACAAGUGAAAUUGACCAAUUGGAAUGGUUCUUAGGAUAUGCUAUUUGGCAAGAAUUUAGUGACGAUUAUCAAAAAUAUCAACAAGUAGUAGGAAGCAAAGCAAAGGUCAAGCAAGAAAUAAAAGUACCUAGUGUUAAAUCUACAAAUCCUCUGGACAACUUAGAUUUUGAUAGUGAUGCUUUCAAGACUGGUGUUAAUUCAUUAGCAAAAUUGUUAAGAAUACCAAAGCAUUCAGACCAUCUUAUAACAUUACAAGCUUGUAGCAAGCUUGUAUGUAAUAAGUUAAAUGUGGAUGCAAUGAAACAACAAAAUAACAAUGCUGUAACUGCUAAGGGCAAAUCUCUAAACAGCCUUUCAGUAAUGACUAUUGCACCCGGUUUUAAUAUGGGUGAUAAGAUGUUGGACAAUGCCGCCAAAGGUCUUUCUCUGCUGUACAUUCAAGAUCUUAGAAAUCUGCAGACAAAGAUCAAUGAAACAAUAGUUGCUGUGCAAAGUAUAACAGCCGAUCCAAAAACAGAUACUAAACUAGGAAAAGUUGGUAAAUAAACAAGCUCGUACAUAGAGGUACAUAUUUGAUAUCUUAAACGAGCACUUUAAGUCUGGAUUCAAGAAAAUAUUCUUUGUACAUUUCAAAACAGUAAUAUAAAAUUUGUUUCACAAAAUACUUGUUAGAAUAUUAAUGUAUAGUAAUUUAUUUAUUCAUUUUAUUUGAAAACAUUCUGUUCCUUCAUUGUUGCUUGUUCAUGCCAAGUUCACAAAUAUAUCGAUUUUGCAAAGGAACAGUGUGAUAUUUGUUUACAUUUAUUUCAAAACUGAUGUUUUGUAUGUUAGGUAGGCAUAAACUUUGUCUUACUCUAUAUAACAAGAAAAAUAUAAAACAUUUUUGGACACUUGUACAUAUACUUUGUGUGUAAUAGAGAAAUAAAUUUUUCCAUAAAAUUUCAUUUUUUUAUACUUGUUUAGUUAGAAGCUUGAUUAGUUUUAAUAUACACAUAUAAAUGUGCCUAAGUAUAAUCGAUAGGGUAAAAAAACUGCUUUUUUUAUUACUCCAAAUAUUUUAAUCUAAAAAAUUUAUUAUGUAUGUAUAAUAUAUACAUAUAUAUAUAUAUAUAUUCAAAUACAAAGCUGAACUUGUAAGAUUUAAAGAGAAAUUGUUGAAGAGAGAUUACACGUCAUAAACUGGAUUAUUGUUGCGUCAAGACUUUAUAGUAAUAUAUUUAUCUCUUCUCGAACACAAAAAACAUCAUAAAUUGUAUAAACGUGUAUAUAUAUUUGUUUAUAUAAAUCGGAAAUCAUUUGCUUGCCGUAUCUUAUUAUUAUUCACAUACCAUGUGUUAUAUUAUUAAGAAUUUAUAUAUAAUAAGAAGAUAGAAAUAUACGAAUAUAGAGAGAAAUAUAUAAUGAAAAUAUAUUUUUUAAAUUUGUUUAUAUUUAUCAAAAGUACUGGAAAGUUUUUGCUCUUGUGUUAAAAUUAUCUAUCUUAUAAAGAUAGAAAUAACACGAAAUUGUUACCUAAAAUUUGUUUUUCUAUCUAAAAUAUAACGUCAGAAAUACACGAAAAAAGUAAGAGUAAAUAUGUCUUACUUUCCAGUAACUCUUUGUGUGUGACAUUAUAUAAGAGUAUAACAUACAGAUAAGUCUUAAACUAAUGCAAAGCAUAUUGUAUUUUACAUAUUAUCAAUAAUUAUAUUAUUUUUCAGUUGUUUUUUUGAAAGCAUAGUACGUUUGUUAAUAAAUAUAAAUGUGGCAAGCACGUGUAUAAUAUCAACCGGUUGCGUUGAUUAUUAAUGCAUUUGUAUAUAUUACAUAAUUACAUAACAUUCGUUGAUAGUUUGUUUAUUGUAAUUAUAUUUUAAAAGAUCUGUGUGUCUCUCACUCAUUUCUCUAAAUCAUUAAUGUAACAUUUCUAAACAAAAUCAAGCACUAUAAACAGGAAAAUAAGUGUAUUUUAAAAUUAUGUAUAUUUAUAAAAAUAUAAAGUUAUCACAGAAUUCACAAAUAUCAUAUUUUAAUACAGUAAUAGUUUACCUUGAGCGUAAAGCUUAUAGAUCCGUUUAACUAUCUUCUUAAGUAUAACAGAGUAAAACUCUUUUAUAUAUAAGAAUCCUGCAAUGUGAUUGUGAUAUGUUCAAAUGUAAUUACUAUUUUAAGAUUUGAUCUGAAUGAUACACGAACAUACACUUAAAUAUCAUUUAGUAUAUAUGAUUUUUUUACCAUCACAGUUUUUGAUAUUGCAUUAAAAAUUGUAUUUUUUUGUGUCAUGUGAGAAAAUCUUUUUUAAUAAGGACAUAAUCACCUUUCCAAUAACUACAAAUUUUCUAGUUUCCAUAAAAACGUUAUAAGUAUAAAGUAAAUUAAUCAAGUGAUUGUUGUAAGAUGUGUAAAGAGAAUGUUAAAUUGUAGUAAAUUCUUUAGAAUAAUUGCUAUUGAAUGCAUAAUAUCCUAAUAAAGAUUAUAUUUCAUCUACUAAGGCACUCUAUACUGAAGCUUCAUAUGUUAAAUGUGUAUUAUUAGAGCAUAGAGUAUAUUUUCUGACUAUAAGUCAGUUUUAAUUUGCUUUUUUUAACUAAGUGAGCAAUUUUUUAAAUAUCAAAUGUAAGUAUCCAAUAUUUAUAUUUUAUA